Messenger RNA from Siniperca chuatsi (mandarin fish), 3199 nucleotides. It is a transcript of the gene nop14, whose product is annotated as NOP14 nucleolar protein homolog (yeast). Gene Ontology annotation, biological process: maturation of SSU-rRNA. NCBI's taxonomy places the organism in Eukaryota, Metazoa, Chordata, Actinopteri, Centrarchiformes, Sinipercidae. Bases 204 to 2816 code for a protein of 870 amino acids. The record is from RefSeq and is a predicted model, not a curated record. The transcript is spliced from 19 exons. Gene Ontology annotation, cellular component: small-subunit processome; nucleolus; Noc4p-Nop14p complex.
ACACCGGAAGUAGCUCAUGCCUGCUUCUGUGUUUUGAACUUUGAACUCAGACUUGUGCACGCUGGAAAUGGAAAUUCAGUGAAACAACGUGGAUGGUAAAAGAUUAAAGUGAAUUAAAGUAAAUUCGGCGUUGGCAGAGCAUUAGAUGCCCAUGUUUUCCUCCGCCUGGAUUUAAUAACUCCACCCCUUAACGCGACUAAAAGAUGGGGAAGGUACCUAAGAAGAGGAGCCUUGCUGACAAGGUCCGCAAAACCAAGACCUCUACUGAGAUCAAAAACAACCCUUUUGAGGUGAAAAUCAACAGGAAGAAAUUUGAUGUUCUGGGAAGGAAAACCAAGCAUGACGUGGGUCUGCCCGGUGUGUCUCGAUCCAAAGCCAUUAAUAAGAGAAAAGAAACCCUUCUGAAGGAAUACAAACAGAAGAACAAGUCCAACAAAUUGAUUGACAGACGCUUUGGAGAGUAUGACACCAAGAUGGCACCAGAAGACAAAAUCCUACAGAGGUUCGCAAUGGAGAGACAGCGUGUCCACGAUAAGAAGGAUGUUUACAACCUGAACGAGGAGGAGGAGCUGACUCAUUAUGGCCAGUCACUGGCUGAGAUGGAGAAAUUCAAUGACCUUGUGAAUAGCGAUGAUGAAUCAGAAGAGAAAGGUCUUUUGUCAGCUGAGCUGACCGCCUCCCACUUCGGAGGAGGAGGGGGUCUCCUCAAAAAGAAAUCAGGGGAUCAGCAGGAGGUUGAAGGAAGCCAGAGGGCAAAGUCCAGACAGGAGCUCAUUGAAGAACUCAUCCAGAAGUCCAAGCAGGAGAAGCGGGAACGGCAGGUGCAGAAAGAGGAGGCACAGGAGCUGACUGAGAAGCUGGAUCAAGAGUGGAAGAGCAUUCAGGCUCUGAUGGUGAAAAAGACGCCCAAAGCUGAAAGCGCCGACCAACAGGAGGAGAAGCCCAAGCUGGAAGAGUAUGACAUGAUGGUCAGAGAGCUCGGCUUUGAGAUGAAGGCUCAGCCCUCGGAGAAGAUGAAAACCCCAGAGGAGCUCGCUCGGGAGGCGAGGGAGAAGCUGCAGAAACUAGAGGCUGACCGUCUGAGGAGGAUGAUGGGAGAUGACGUUGGGGACAGUGCACAGAGUCAGAUCCACAUGUCUGCCGAUGACCUCAAUGAUGGCUUUAUCUUGGAUAAGGAAGACAAGAAGACCCUGUCUUAUCAGGAUGGAAAGUGGAACAUUGGGGAGGAGUCUGAGGAAGAUAAGGAUGAAAACGAAGAAGAGGGAGAGAGUGGUGAGGAGGAGGAAUCAGCAGCAGAGGAGGAAGAUGAAGAAGAGGAGGGAGAGGGGGUAGGGGAGGAAGAGGAAGAGGAGCUGGAGUGCAGCAGUGAAGAAGAAGAUGGUCACUCGGACCUGGAGUCUGAGCAAGAAAGUGAGGAUGAGGAGAGAAAACAGGAGACCAGUGCCAAACCGAAGAAGAGUCUGAGCAAAGAGGAGGUGAAGGCCCAGCAGGAGGCAGCUAAAGCAGAACUCCCAUACACAUUUACUGCUCCCGAGAGCUACAGCGACCUGAAAGAUUUGCUCCACGGCCACACCCCUGAUAACCAGCGCCUCAUUGUGGCCAGGACUCAGAAAUGCAACCAUCCUAGUUUGGCUGUAGGCAAUAAACUUAAACUGCAGAAACUGUUUGGUUAUCUGUUGGAGUACAUUGGAGAACUGGCCUCCAGGAGUCCACCUGAACUCACCACCAUAGAUAAGCUCAUACCAGAGUUGUACACUUUGUGUCAGAUGUUUCCGGAAGCAGCCUGUAAGGCCAUGCAGAGCAUCCUCGGAGACGCUGGUCAUAGCAUGGAGGAGGUUCUUGAGGUCAAAGGGCACGUUGCUUUCCCAGCACUAGACAUGCUUGUCUACCUGAAGGUAACAGCCCUGCUGUUUCCUACCUCAGACUUCAGACACCCAGUUACCACUCCAGCUCUGCUUUACAUCAGCCAGGCUCUCACCAAGUGUCCAAUGAGAUCGUUACAGGAUGUGUCGUCAGGUUUAGUCCUGUGCUGUCUGGCAGUGGAGUAUGUCUCUUUCUCAAAGCGCUUCUUGCCUGAGCUCAUCAACUUCCUGGCUGGAACACUACAUCUGGCCGUGCGGGACAAGAACUCUCUAGGUUACACUGUGGUGCCUCCUUUUAGGCCAUUGGGGAAGUGCAGUGAUCUGCUGGUGUUGUCAAACCCCGAGUCCUGCAAGAGCUGGAGCAAGAAAAGCCUUCCAUUGUCUGCUACCCAAAACCUGGAACUCAAAAGUGACAUUGACAGAGAUCACCAUAGGUUGAUGUGUCUGUCUACUUGCCUGGACCUGGUGAAGCGGUGCUGCCUGAUAUACAAAGACCUCAUGUCCUUCACAUACAUCUUUCAGCCAAUCAGAACGCUGCUUUCCAAACACCUUUCAGCCCAAACAUUACCAGAGCUUUUACAGGAGCUUCACAGUGAGAUCCUGGAGACCAUCAGCAGUGCUCCUGUUACUCACAGUCCGCUGGUUUUAGAGAAGAAGAAGCCUAUUCCUCUGAAGCUGCUCACACCCAAGAUUGUUGAAGUUUUGGACUAUGGAAAGAAGCGUGGCAGUAGCAGAGAGGAGAGAGAGAAGGAGCGAUUGAAGCACAAGUACAAGAAGGAGUUCAAGGGCGCUCUGAGGGAGAUCAGGAAGGACUCACGCUUCCUGGCCAGAGAGAAGCUCAAUGAGGUCAUGAACAGAGAUGCAGAGAGAAAGAGGAAAGUGAAGGAACUCUUUGGCAGUUUGGCCACUCAGGAGGGAGAGUGGAAGGCCCUGAAGAGGAGGAAGAGGAAGUGAAAUACAGAAUCUCAGUCUUCAUCGCUUCUCUCCAUCAUCUGUUCCCUGUCAAAUGGACAUGGAUAACAAACCUGUACAAGGUUGAAAUUUGUGGAACUGGGAACAGUUUUGUACUUUUUGUUUUUUAAAUUGUGAGAUAGGAUAAAGUCAACUUCCUUGUCUCAACACACAUUUUAUACUGUUUGAAAACCAGCUGUCAGAUAUGCACACCAAGUUGUGAAAUAUUUUGAUGUAGGCGUUUGAUGUGAUGAUUGGAUACUGUUGUUGGAAGUGUCAGUCAACACAGCAGUGAAUAUUUGGUUUGCUUUCUCCUUCCCCCCCCCCACCAGAAUCAGUCAAUAUAAUGUGCUUAAAUACAGAAAAAAUAAAUUACUGUAUCUUUC